Molecule: messenger RNA, 332 nt
Organism: Prorocentrum cordatum
Lineage: Eukaryota; Dinophyceae; Prorocentrales; Prorocentraceae
Source: the annotation of a GenBank genome assembly
GACCCGACGGCCCGCUUGACGGUGAACCUGACGAGGCUGAAGGCAGCGCCCAUCUUCGACUUGCCGCUUGGUUGGGCCGCGCGGAUCGCACCCGAGCUGCACGCCCAGACCUUCUGCAAGCACGGGGGCAUGGGGCGGGCUUUUGAGGGCGCGAACUCGCUGGCGGACUGGAAGCAGCCGCGGGGGGCAGCGGCGAGCAAGUGGAAAUCGUGGAAACCGAAGGUGCGCCGGGGCUUGGCCAACGAGUUGGGCCAGCGCUCGAUCAUGGAUGGCGAAGAGCCCUCAGAGAAGGAUCUCACCCAGAGGCUUCGGCAGAAGGCGCCGCACCAGAA